AAAUACUUAGAUUUAUUUUAGAUAAUUAUUUAUUUAAUACAGCGUGUGUCACAUAGCGUGUGAAUGGGAAAUUUUAAAAAAUCAGGAAAAAGGACUCUGUCCCAAACAAUCGUCACGAGGCAAAGGUCAGCCAAUCAAAUGAGCGGAAGUUUACCGUUGCGGUAAUCCGGUUCAGAGACAAGUGCGGCCGUUAGGAGCUCAGCUGAGUCCCAAUUUUCAGCUCCGUGAUCCCUAAAAGCUGCACUGUUUGCCGGCUAACCACCUAGCUGGAUGUGUGUGCACACUGCCAUGGUGGACUGAUAUGUGUAACGGCGAGACACGUUCGCACAGGAGGAGAAUUUUUCUUCCUUUUUAAGCUAGUUUGUACCUUCAGUUGGUGAUGGUGCACACAGGGCUGGAUGAGCAGCGAGUAGCCUGACGCGUCUUCACCGCAGGCCGGGACAAGCCUUUCAGCUGAGUCCGGAGUACCAAGGCGACCAAAUGCUUGCAAGUUUUUGACAAUAAACGAGGUACUUGGAUACAGUUGGGCUGCUCCAAACUGCCUCACCAGUUCCUGCUGAAAGUGAGACCCAACCAAGCUUUCACGGUGGAAACGAGAAGAAGAGCAAAGAUGAAUGCUGUGCGGGGGGGCACAGUCACCUGGCGUCCCCAGCCGUGGCAGGACGGAGACGGGGGAGGAGGGGAGCCUCUGUCAGACAGCGACUCAGAGGAGGAGGACUUCCCUGAUGACAGCACCACCCCGCUGGGCGACUACAUUACACAUGGGCUGAAGCAACUCCUGGAUGCUCAGCAGCUGUGUGACGUCACCCUGCUUGUUGAAGGAAAGAAGUUCAUGUGUCACAGAGUCCUUUUAGCGGCUGUGAGUCCAUAUUUUCGGGCCAUGUUCACCAGCCCUUUGGUGGAGUCUCGCCUCACUGAGAUCCGACUAGAGGAAGUGACGCCGUCUGUCAUGGAGACCAUCAUCCAGUUUGUGUACACAGGGGAGGCUGGACUCUCUCUGGACACAGCUGAGGAUCUGUUUGUGGCUGCCAACCGGCUUCAGGUCAUGCCCCUUCAGGAUCUGUGCUCCAGGUUUCUUUUUGAGCAUCUCUCAGUGGACAACUGCCUGGGGAUGUACUCUCUGGCGCGCUCUCACCAUGACCAGCUCCUGCUGCGUGCCUCCCUGCGGCUGGUAGCCCAGCACUUUCCCCGGGUGGCCCGGCAGAAAGACUUCCUCCUGCUUGACCACGGCACCUUAGGCAGCCUCCUGAGCUCUGACCGUCUGGGCGUGGAUUCUGAAGCGGAAGUAUACGAUGCGGCACGCCGCUGGGCAGAGCACCAGCCUUUGGAUCGCUACGCUCACAUGCCCGCGCUGCUUCACCACCUUCGCCCUGGGCUGUUGUCUCAGGAAGAGAGCCGAAGACUGAGCCAAGAACUGGGGCCAGCAGCAGCAGGGGAAGGCCUUGGGGGGCCUCUGAGACCACGGGAGGGAAUGUUUGAGAAAAAGAUUGUCUGUGUGGACCUGACACCUCGGGAAGAUGAGUAUUUAGCUGCGAGAGACUACACAGUGGACUGCUUUGAUCCUCGGACAGGGAAGUGGGAGAAGCUAGCACCACUUGGCUCACUUGUCAGUCCUGGCUGCACGGCUGUGGGUGACAGGCUUUUUGUAGCUGGUGGGAUCCUGCGGACUGGUUCUGUUUCUGCAGCUGUACAUGAAUACGAUGCUGUGUUGGACCGCUGGAUAGAGCGGCCUUCGAUGGUCCAGCCCCGGGCUAUGCUAGGCCUACUGGGAUGUGGAGAGUCACUCUAUGCUUUGGGGGGCAGCAACCGCUCAGCUCUGCUGGACUCCAGUGAGACCCUGGACCUGACCACACUUCAGUGGAGUCCUGGACCUCGGCUACCACUCCCCCUGCGUGCCUUUGCCUGUGCAGCACUACGUGGAAGACUUUACCUUCUGGGUGGAACCACACUUGAACAGAAUCGAGCUGUGGUCCACUCAGGUGUGCUUAUUUAUCACACCCUGACAGACUGCUGGACACGUGUGGCGCUAGACUCCGGUGCCACUUGCCUCGCUGGAGGAGUAGCAGUGCGGGGGGGAGUUUGCGCCAUCGGGGGAUACAUGAGGGACACCACCAAGUUCCUGGAUGGAAACUACACCAACCUGGAGACUUUAGAUGCUACAGGCCGUGUGCUGUUUUUUAGAGAAGGCAGGGGGUCAGGGGUGGAGAGGGAGGUAACCGGGGGAGGGGUGAUGGUCAGCGCAGAGCAGCGAGGGGGAGCAGGUGGUGGAAGCGACCGAGCGCCAAGCCCUGUCGUUUUUCCAGGGUUGCCUCGGCGGAUUGCGGCAGGGGGUGUGGCCAGGUGGAAAAGAAGGAUUUAUGUGUUGGGAGGAGAAAACGGCUCACGCUUUUACGACAGCGUGUACUGCUGGAAACCCGGCUGGCGCAGCUGGGUCCAGAGACGGGAAAAACUCCCGGGAGACACCGGAGGGGUGAGCCAGUUUGGGUGCACCACUCUAAAAUUCCCUAAAAAACACAUCCUGUCCAGACUCAGACUAGCCAAAGAAAACUGCAAGAAGCCCACUGACUAGCUCAGCAAGAAUCAGUGUGACUGGAGUGAGGUUCAUAGACAUAGAUUUGCUCCAAGGAGAAUUAGCUCCUCCAUGACCUCUUGAAAUGUUGUUUUGAAAUGAAGUCACAUGGAAAAUACCAUUUUAUACAAUCUGUGUGCAGCCACCAAGCAGGCCUAUAAUAAACUGGAUCCUCUGAAAAAUAUCACAGAUGCAUCAAUAGUCAAGCAGGCAAACAGCAAGUGGAGUGAGAAACUGGGGAAAAUCAGGCCACGUGCACCUGAAUGUAACUGAAUCCACUAUUUGUCAGAACGGAGAAGUUCUUUUUAAGACAGAAAAGGGCCUUUCAGUUGAUUUAAGUGUGAUGCUGUUUUAAGGUUUUUGUUGCUGAUGUAGUAAUUAUAAAUUUUUCUUUUUUGGACACAUCUAGUUUAGACACAAGGAUACUGGCACAUUCCGGCCCACUUUAUUUCCCUUAACCUGUUUUUUUUUUUUGUUUUGUUUUGUUUUUCUCUCCUCCUGAUGUUGGCCUGUGAAGCCCUUUGAUACUGCAAUUUACAGCAUACAAAACUUGACUUGAUAGGAAACAUUGUAAAAAGUUUUAGAAUAACUAUUUAUAGAGCACCUUUGACAAACAAGUUCAAGAAACAAAGGCUUAGCAAAGACAUGCGCAAAAGAAAGAGAAGAAAUAACUGCAUAAAUUAUUGAGCUGAUUGUAAAAAUGCUAUUGGGUGGAUUGCUUUAUUGGAUUUAGAUAGUGGACUUUCUUCAGCCUUAGAUGGGUUACAUUCCUGAAGACAGGAAUACAGCAUGUGAUGUAAUGUAAGGAGAGCAUGGAUAGGAGUUUCUAAGUUCUUUGUGGAUUGAAAGUAUUUUGUUGAUGUGAGAAAGUGAAAAACAGACCCGAUCUAGUAAACAAAGAUGUUAAUAGCUAACACACACACACACACAACACACACACACACACACACACACACACACACACACACACACACACACACACACACACACACACACACACACACACACACACACACACACACACACACACAAAGACACAUGUAAAACUGAUCUGGGAGUCAUUUCAAUAAAGUGUUUGUGGAGGAUUUCAGAGCAACCAUUGCCACCAGCCAUGUCUGAAACUUUCUGAAUUAAGAUGCAAAACUAAGAUCAAGUAUUUCCUCUUAUUGUUUUCACAGAUUCUUUUUCAUCUUCUACGUUACAAGACUACAUUAAACAGCUUUCCUGAAGGCUCCAUUUGCUCUCUUUCUUUGUCUAUGAAGAGUCGUAUGCUUUUUAGAUCAAAAAUAGGGAAUUCUGUGCUAAUAAUGAUUUGAAUAACUGUUUGGCUGAUAUUUUUCUCUUUCUGUCUGACAUUUUCAUUAUAUAUAAAAAAUUACAAUAGAAGGGGUUUGUAAAAAAUUUUUUAUUAAUUUUUAUCAGGCACUGAUACCUGUAAACACCAUUGUAUUUGCCAAUACAACAAUAUCAGGCAACAGGACCUAUACUGGCCAAUUUAUCUUUUGUUUUUGUUUUAUUUUUUUGGGGGGGUGGGGGGAUUUCUGAUAACUUGUUUCAGUGUAGAUAUCCUAAUCACAAUAUUCAGUUUCAAUUUAAUACAAAUGAUCUCUCAUGGCCCACUUGGAUUAUCUUUAUGGUGACCAGGGGCUGUGACACACCCUUUGGUAAUCAGUGAUUUAGAGGUAACUAUUCUUUAUAUAGUAAAUGGUGAGUAGUAAUGGGCCUGCACCCAAAUUGGACAUUUAGGAAUAUGCUGUCAUGUGAUUCAAAACAGCCCCUCAAGUGAUCCACUAUAUAAAACAAACUGUUUUAGCUCCUCCCUCUUUAAGCCAACUUUCUACUGAUUGGCUGUCCCUCAAAAAUAAAAGUUCUGACAUCUAUAGCCAUGUGCCUAAAAUGACCAUAUUAGGGAUUUCCCGCCUCAGUGACAUCAUACAGAAGCGAAAGUAGAAAAAAAUGUCUGAAACUGAGCAUUUAGAGCAGUCUGGAGCCUGAGUCUCAUAAU
Archocentrus centrarchus (flier cichlid) is the source of this 4574-nucleotide messenger RNA. RefSeq names its product kelch-like protein 12. The record is from RefSeq and is a predicted model, not a curated record. The transcript has 5 exons. Gene Ontology annotation, molecular function: protein binding. The coding region runs from base 611 to 2569 and encodes 652 amino acids. Lineage: Eukaryota; Metazoa; Chordata; Actinopteri; Cichliformes; Cichlidae.